AUGGCACGUAAAGCAGUUGGACGUCCAAAGAAGGUCGAUGGGGAUCGUACGCGUAAGCCUCGCAAGAAAAAAGAUAAGAACGCUCCCAAGCGUGCAUUAUCGGCCUUUAUGUUCUUCAGUAACGAUAUUCGUGACACGGUGAAGAAAGAGAUGCCGGAGCUGCAGUUCCUUGAGAUCUCAAGUGAAAUCGGACGUCGUUGGAAGAAGAUCACGGAUGAAGAACGUCGGCCGUACGAUGAGUUGGCUGCUGCUGACAAGAGAAGAUACUUGGAAGAGAAGGAAGACUAUGUCCCAGAUCCAUCUUUUGAAACCACCAAAGGGUCUCGCAAGAAAAAGGAUCCAAAUGCUCCAAAGCGUGCACUGUCUGCUUAUUUCUUCUUCUGCAAUGAUAUUCGUCAAGAGACACGUGAUGAAAACCCAAACAAGAAGAUUACGGAGAUUGCUACACUUCUGGCGGAGAAAUGGCGAGCAUUGCCGGACAAGAAACGCCUUAAAUACCAGAAGAUGCAUGAUGAAGCGAAGGUCAAGUAUCAGCACCAAAUGGACGUUUACAACUCGAACGGUGCCGUGGAAGAAGAAGAAGAGGUGGAGCAUGAUGAUGAGGACGAUGAGGACGAUGAAUAA
Peronospora farinosa is the source of this 624-nucleotide messenger RNA. Lineage: Eukaryota; Oomycota; Peronosporomycetes; Peronosporales; Peronosporaceae. The record is from the annotation of a GenBank genome assembly.